Cyprinus carpio (common carp) is the source of this 4297-nucleotide messenger RNA. Its product is annotated as zinc finger protein 362-like. Lineage: Eukaryota; Metazoa; Chordata; Actinopteri; Cypriniformes; Cyprinidae. Gene Ontology annotation, cellular component: nucleus. The transcript has 9 exons. The record is from RefSeq and is a predicted model, not a curated record. The coding region runs from base 138 to 1454 and encodes 438 amino acids. Gene Ontology annotation, biological process: regulation of transcription by RNA polymerase II. Gene Ontology annotation, molecular function: RNA polymerase II cis-regulatory region sequence-specific DNA binding; DNA-binding transcription factor activity, RNA polymerase II-specific.
CAGCACCCAGAAGUGAACAGGCUGACCCGGAAGCUGUGCUGUCUGGAGGCGCAUAGAGAACAUCCAGCCUCUUCUCUGCUUUUUUAAAGCUUCUUCUGCGAGAAAAAAAAACACUCUGACAUCGAUAUAGAAGAAGGAUGGCAGAGCCUCGUUUCAAUAAUCCAUAUUUCUGGCCACCACCUCCCUCUAUGCCUGGUCAACUGGAUAACCUGGUUCUUAUCGACAAGAUCAAAGAGCAACUGAUGGCAGAAAAAAUAAGGUCUCCGCAUUUGCCGCCCACCACUGUUUCCUCUCAGCAGACUCUGCUGGUGGCCUCUCCACCUUCAGAUGGUGGGCAACAUGUGAUGUCUAUCCCCAAGCUGCAGCAGGUGCCGGGUCUUCAGUCCCACAACUCCUCUCAGCCUGACAUCGCCCUGCACGCCCGCCCAGCAUCCAGCACCAUCGCAGAGCUGAAUAUAGAUGACAAGUCUGCAGUGAAAGCAAAGGGAUUAUGGGAAGACUGGCAUAUGCGACAAGCGGUGGACCAAGCCUCCAGAGUGAACCAUCGCUCAGGUCUCAUGCUGUCAUCCCGCACAGAAAGCCACAACACCUCUGAGGCUAUAACUCCCACAACCCCGACGUCUAGCAGCCAGCACCGUUUGGGCGGCGCACCUUCCUUAAACACCAUUUCUGGCCUGGCCAGCGGUCCUGGCAUGGAGCAUGUGAAAAGUGGAGGUCUGGUGGGGAUGCUGGCACCACAGCCCAAAGCUCCACGAGGCCGCAAGAAGAUUAAAGCAGAGAACAACACAGGCCCUUUGCUGGUGGUUCCUUAUCCGCUUCUGGCCUCAGGCCCUGACCAGGCGGUUACCAUCGCCAAAGAGGGAAAAACAUACAGGUGUAAAGUGUGUCCCCUUACUUUCUUAAACAAGUCAGAGAUGCAGAUUCAUUCCAAGUCCCACACGGAGGCCAAACCCCACAAGUGCCCUCACUGUUCAAAGUCGUUCGCCAACGCCUCAUACCUAGCACAGCACUUACGUAUUCACUUAGGCAUUAAGCCCUACCACUGCUCCUAUUGUGAGAACUCCUUCCGCCAGUUAUCACAUCUCCAGCAGCACACCAGGAUUCAUACUGGUGACAGACCAUAUAAAUGUGCCCAACCAGGAUGCGAAAAGGCAUUCACACAGCUCUCAAACCUACAGUCUCACCAGAGACAACAUAACAAAGACAAGCCAUACAAGUGUCCGAACUGCUACCGCGCAUACACAGACUCAGCCUCCUUACAGAUCCAUCUCUCUGCACAUGCCAUUAAGAACGCUAAAUCAUACUGUUGCAGUAUGUGUGGUCGUGCAUACACCUCAGAGACCUACCUUAUGAAGCACAUGUCCAAACACACCGUGGUGGAGCAUCUGGUCAGCCACCAUUCCCCACAGAGAACAGAAUCUCCCAGCAUCCCCAUACGCAUUGCACUUAUUUGAGCUUCUUGCAUUAAAAGGUAUUUUGUUCACUGCGAUGGUCUUCCGUUAAAAAAAAAAAAAGAAGAAGAAGAAGAACACGAUAAGUGUUAAGAGACCUCGGAGGACAUUUGAGUCUGAUAUUGUCUUUGCCCCUUUAGCUCUUAGUGAUAUUAAACCUACAGGCCACAGGCUCAACAACUGCUGUCUGAACUGAAUGGUUCAAUUCAACUCCAGACACCAGUCUAAAAGGAUUUUAAUUGAUUAUUCCAAAAACAGAAUCAAAAACAGUAGUGAUCAUUUCAACAUUUUGUUUCAAAGGUGUGUAAGGGAGACUUCCAAAGAUACUCUUUAAGCACUUUUUCAGCUUUGUGGUUUUGGCUCAAAGUAGAACAAAUCUUUUCAGAAUAGGAGCAGCUUCUCAUUUUGGGCAGCUAUGAGAGUUUAAACUUCGUUUUAGAAAGUCAGACGGAUUUUGUUGGUUUCUGUCUCCACUUCUCCUCUUUGUCAUUUGUUUUAACAGGUUAUUGUGUAUUAUUUUGCUGUGGAUAUGACACUUCUACCACUUUAAGCUUCUAUUAUCCUUUUUUAUGGGGUAUUAGGUCAUGGUGAGAAAUGAAAAGUGAAGUCUGUGUGCCGUGGCACAGUUGCGUUUAAGUCAAUUUUGUGAAUUUUAUAAGCAUGGUCAUUGCCCUAGUAUUUUUAUACUGGUAAAGGUGAAGGAAUUCCAAGAAAUCCCCUGCUAACAUAAAAGAGUGUAAAUAAGAUGUGACACUCUCUAAAAUAAUGACUUGUGUUGUUUGCAUCAUAGAUGUUUUACUUGUUUCAGUUUUUGUGACAAGGCCUUUUUUGUGUGCAAUGCAAAUUUCAUCCCUUCCAAUCACAGUAUUUUAAGGAAAAAGUGUCCUUUUUGUCAUUUUUUUUUAAUUAAAUGGCAUAAUUGCAUGAUGAUAAUGUCCAUUAAAUGGAUUUUCGUCAUGAUGUGACAGAAGAAGUGUCACACAGGUUCAUUGUUCUUAACUAAAUCACGCAUUUGCGGUGUAGCGUGACCUCUGAACUCCGUUAAGUGUUAAUUCCCUCUAUUCUUCCCGACACAAGCAAUGCAAAAGCACCUUGAGACAUUAAUUUACACCGAUGGAAAGUGUUCAUGAGGUUGUUUUUUUUUUUUUUAAGAUUAUGAUAUAAUCUAAUAGCAGUGGCCUAUUUUGAAAUGUUUUUAUUGGUCAAAUUAGAAUUUUGUAUACCACAAUAUCAGUAAUCAUGUUUUAAGAAAAAAAAGCAAAUUUUGCGUUUGCGUUUCUGUUACACAAGUUCAUCCAGAAACUAAUAACUCUAUAAAUCUAUAAAAUUAAUUAUAAUUUUUUUUUAAUAUAUAUACAGUAUAUAUUUGCUCCGACAAGCAAACCAGCAUACAAGCUGAUUAAACAUAUUUUUAACAGUAGUGGGCAGCAGUGUAAAAUCUUCUUACUGAGUUAAAGCACACAUAGUCUUAUUGAAUUAUUCUAGCCAAAUUUGAUCAUAUGUGAUCAUACCGUAUGUAAUUUCACAGGCCACAACACUGCAGCUCUACAACAUUCAUUUAUUCUUGUUGUCAUUUAUACCAGUCAUUUGUUAAGCUUAUUGUUUUUUUGUUUUUUAUUCCUGUAUAUUUAGGAAACAUUUUUUGUUUGCAAAGGACCAUACUGUUGCUCUCAAAAUUCCCCCAAAUAUAUGUAAUGGACAUUAUAUAUACAGUUUAGCUGAUUUGAUACACAGUAAUGGUUUACUGGGCAAACAGAAUUUUUUUUCUUUAAAGGUGCUGUAUGUACGUUUUUGACUUUACUAAAGCAUAAAAAUACCAUAAUAUGUUUGCAGAUAUUUAAGAAACAUGGUAAGUUAACAUAAAUGUUUAUCUGAAAAACAGUGCUACAGUCAUUCUCUUUUCAUAAUGUGCUUUCCGGGACGGAAUCUCGGACUUUGUUUUAGUUUCUGAAACCCGCACACUGCCAGUUUACCCAAUUGUAUUUCGGCACCCCAGGUUGCCAGUUGGCAGAAAAAACAGCAUAUUUCAUUUCAUUCAUCAUCAAGUGCGCUUGUUCCUUAUGGUGCUGUCAAUCUGGCAACCUGCGUAUGCAUCAAGUAUGAGGAGGAGGGGCCUGGUGAAAAAAACCCUCUCCGAUAUUAUGAAUAUGGAGUGCAAUACCUAGUUCAACCACUCGGUGUCAAUCCUACAUACAGCACCUUUAAUAUUUGGGAAUGUCACAAUUUUAGAUAACAGCAAUUUGAUGAGGAUCUACUUCUUGGUGCUUUUUAUAAAACCUCAGCUUAUUGCCAGGAACAGAUUAUUACAUUACAGUAUAAUCCUGGCUUGUUCAGCCUCAAAUCCACUUUAAAUCAGUAAGACGUGUACAUUUACUAUAAAAUAUACCCUGUUUUCAUUGAUAGUGCAAAUUGCAAGGUUUAGAUACUGUACUUUGUUCAUUUUUGUAUCUGUUUAGUAUAUUUCAGCUUAUUAAUAUUUGUUUUUCUGUAAGUACUGAUCAUUGUUUUUAUAGGCAUCCUUGUCAUUUUUAUGUGUAUGCCUUAUUUUAUCAUUGCUGAAAGACCGGUUUCUUUCUCUUACUCCCUUCCAUGUCAGUGUUUUUCAGUAAUCUGUUUUCUUAAGCCUUUUUUCCGCAUGGAACACAGUAAUCGUUAUUAACUGUUGACAUGUAUUAUGUAAGACAUUGUUAUGUAUGUUCUGAAAUAAUUCACAUUUUCCUUCGUCUUGCAUUGUGGUUCCAUAUAAAUAUGCACAGACAAGACUGAUAGGUGAAUUAAGAAAAUAUCAAUGUCAAGAACACUUUGUAUCUCUAUCUUGUUUAUUAAAUUCAGACGGUUAUACUUGA